Molecule: messenger RNA, 1755 nt
Organism: Rotaria sordida
Lineage: Eukaryota; Metazoa; Rotifera; Eurotatoria; Philodinida; Philodinidae
Source: the annotation of a GenBank genome assembly
AUGGAAGACACUACAGUGAAUGAUAAUGAACCAAAAGUUAAAAAACAAAAGAAAGAAAGCGAUGAAAGUGGUGCCGUUUAUCCUCCUAUAUUUGGUCCUGGGCAUGCGCUUGAUUAUAACCUUUUUCAACUAUCAAACACACCUUUAACCGAAGCACAUCAACAAAAAGCUCUCGAACAGCUGGAAGUAUAUUUAAAAGCCCAACAAGAAACUUUCCUUGGUUAUCAAUUGAAUGAAAACGUGCAUUAUUCGAAAAAGCUUUCAUUCAUGCUCGAUAUUCAUACCAAUAAUAUUGGUGAUCCGUUUGUCAAUGGGAAUUGUACGGUUAAUACCAAGAUCAUGGAACGGGCAGUGCUCGAUUAUUUUGCAAGGUUAUGGCAUGCACCAACGCCAAGUACUCCAGAGAAUAAAGAAUCCUAUUGGGGUUAUGUACUGAGUAUGGGAAGUACGGAAGGAAAUCUAUAUGCCCUUUAUAAUGCUCGAGAUUAUCUCAAAGGUAAAGCGUUGUAUAAAGAACCCAAUAGUGAUUUAACUUUCGUUAGACCAAUGAAAGCAAAUCUUCAUUCGAAAAAUGCUUUUCAUCCGAUAGCAUUUUUCUCUCAAGAUACUCAUUAUUCAAUUACAAAAAUAGUUCGAGCACUUGAAAUUCGAACCUUUUAUGAAAUAGGUGAAAGAGAAUACAAGGGUCAGUGUCCAAUCACAUCAGAUGGUCAUUGGCCAAAAGAAGUUCCAUCUGAAAAUGGGAAUGAAGGACCAGGUUCAGUCGAUGUCGAUAAACUUAUUCAAUUAGUGGAGUUUUUUGCUCGUAGCGGUUCUCCACCAUUGAUUAUACUGAAUAUCGGCACAACAUUUAAAGGUGCCUAUGAUAAUGUCGAACAAGUGGGUCAUCGUUUAAAACCUAUCUUGGAAAAGUACAACCUUUAUGAGCGUAAGGUCGAGCAUGCUCCGGAUAAAUAUGAUAUUCGUACAGGUUAUUGGAUUCAUGUUGAUGGGGCAUUGGGCGCAUCAUAUUUACCAUUUCUUGAAAAAGCACGUCAUCGUAUACUUAUAAAAGAACACAUUCCCAAAUUUGAUUUCUCUUUACCAUUUAUUCAUUCGAUUGUCACGAGUGCACAUAAAUAUCCAGGUUGUCCAAUGCCUGGUGGUAUUUAUAUGACCAAACAUAAAUAUCAAAUUAAACCACCUGAUGAUCCUGAAUAUAUUGGUUCACCUGAUACAACAUUUGCUGGUUCACGUAAUGCAAUUUCGCCGGCCGCACUAUGGUGUUAUUACGCCAAUACUAGCGAUGAAAUAGAAAUCGCUAAAGCCAUUAAAGUCGAAGAAACAGCCAAAUAUGCCGAAACAAAAUUAAAAGAACUAGAGCGGAAUUAUCAUCGUUAUGGAUACAAAUUAUGGGUAGAGCGUACACCACUUGCAAUUACCAUAAGAUUUCGUGAUCCAUCCAAUCCAAAUAAUAAAGAUCCAAAUACGAAAGAUCCAGUUGUAUUGAAAUAUAGUUUAUCUCAAAUGGAAAUAAAAGUCGAUGGUGAAAAUGCACCGAGAAAAUAUGUUCAUAUUUUUAUCAUGCAAAGCGUAACAAAGAAGAUCAUUGACGAUCUUGUUCACGAUUUAGCCAAUGCAUAUGAUCAAAAUUUACUUUCAAAACAAGAGAAUGUGGGUGAUCAGAGUGUGUCUGUUUCGAGUACAACUGAAAAUCCACAUAUUCAUCGUGUAACGCAUGUACCGCUCGAUAAACGUGGUUAUUCUGGAAACUAA